AUGACCGUCGAACACCAACCACGCCCGGAACCGGUGCUGUUUCCAAAUGGGGGCUGGGACGUCCACCACCACAUAUUUGAGCCGGCGAAAUUCGCCUAUGCUCCUGAUAGACACCUCACUCCGCCACCCGCGACCGUCCAGCAAUUCCUCGCCUUUAAGGAGAAAAUUGGUAUUACCAACUCGGUUCUCACGCACGGUUUAUCAUAUGGACCGGACUGCACUUCCCUCAAAUCGUUUGUCCAAGAACUGGGGGAGUCAGGAACGAGGGGCAUUGGGGUCAUUGACCCCGAUAAGACGACACCAGAGGAGCUCCAGGAGAUGCACAAACAGGGCAUCCGAGGUAUCCGGGUCAACUUGUACCAGUAUCAGGCGAUGCACGAUGUGGAACGACAGAAACAAGCUUUACGUGACCACAUCAGAGCUAUUAAGCCGCACUGUCCAGGAUGGAGUAUAGCGUUCACUCAUGUGCAUCCCGAGUACUGGGGAGAGCUGAAGCCAAUUAUUGAGGAGGAGGUGAUGUCCUCUAGCCUUCAUCUGGUCACUGACCACUUUGCAUUGCUCAAGGCCGCUAGUAUGCUGCCUGCAGAGUACGAGGGAGAUAUCACUCGACAGCCCGGGUUUACAGAGAUCAUGGAUCUGGUCCAUUCUGGACUACUAUACGUGAAACUUAGUGCUCCAUAUCGCGUAAGCCAUGAAGCUCCGCGGUAUGCAGACGUGAAGCCAUUAGUGCGCGCUUUUGUGGAUGCCAAUCCGCGACAGAUCCUUUGGGGUAGCGACUGGCCUCAUACCCCGCAUAUGAAGGUUCGAACGCGUGAAGAGGCACUGCGGGAGACCCCGUAUCUGGUCAUCGAUGACGCGGAAUGGCUGAGAAGCUUGCGGUCCUGGGUCACUGCAGAGGAAUGGCAGGCAAUAAUGGUGUCGAACCCGACUAGACUGUAUGACUGGUAA
Molecule: messenger RNA, 948 nt
Organism: Aspergillus welwitschiae
Lineage: Eukaryota; Fungi; Ascomycota; Eurotiomycetes; Eurotiales; Aspergillaceae
Exons: 3
Coding region: 1-948 (315 amino acids)
Molecular function (GO): hydrolase activity
Source: RefSeq, a predicted model, not a curated record